Microcebus murinus (gray mouse lemur) is the source of this 7116-nucleotide messenger RNA. It is a transcript of the gene WDR35, whose product is annotated as WD repeat domain 35. Gene Ontology annotation, biological process: protein localization to cilium; non-motile cilium assembly; intraciliary retrograde transport. Gene Ontology annotation, cellular component: non-motile cilium; intraciliary transport particle A. Gene Ontology annotation, molecular function: protein binding. The record is from RefSeq and is a predicted model, not a curated record. Lineage: Eukaryota; Metazoa; Chordata; Mammalia; Primates; Cheirogaleidae.
UGCGACCGGGCGGCGGCGGUUGCCAGGGCGACGGGAGCUUCUCGGAGCCUGUGGUAGUCGGUAUUGGAGAUGUAGAAGCAGUUACCUGCUGCGGGCCUUGACGGCUGUGGCCUUCCCCUUGGAGUUCCCACGAUGUUCUUCUACCUGAGCAAGAAAAUUGCCAUUCCCAAUAACGUGAAGCUGAAAUGUGUAUCCUGGAACAAGGACCAAGGGUUCAUAGCAUGUGGUGGUGAAGAUGGAUUACUGAAAGUUUUGAAAUUAGAGACACAGACAGAUGAUACAAAAUUGAGGGGUCUUGCAGCCCCUAGUAGCCUUUCUAUGAAUCAGAAUCUUGAAGGUCAUAGUGGUUCUGUUCAAGUUGUAAUAUGGAAUGAACAGUAUCAGAAGUUGACUACCAGUGAUCAAAAUGGACUUAUCAUUGUGUGGAUGUUAUAUAAAGGCUCUUGGUAUGAGGAGAUGAUCAAUAAUCGAAAUAAGUCAGUGGUGAGAAGUAUGAGCUGGAAUGCUGAUGGACAGAAGAUCUGCAUCGUUUACGAAGAUGGGGCCGUGAUAGUUGGUUCGGUGGAUGGGAAUCGUAUUUGGGGAAAAGACCUGAAGGGUAUACAGCUAUGCCAUGUAGCAUGGUCCGCGGAUAGUAAAAUCUUACUUUUUGGAAUGGCAAAUGGGGAAAUACACAUUUAUGAUAAUCAAGGGAAUUUUAUAAUGAAAAUGAAACUGAAUUGUUUGGUGAAUGUCACUGGAGCCAUCAGUAUUGCUGGAAUUCACUGGUACCAUGGCACAGAAGGCUAUGUGGAGCCGGAUUGCCCUUGCCUUGCUAUUUGUUUUGACAAUGGAAGAUGCCAAAUAAUGAGACACGAGACUGACCCAAAUCCAGUUUUGAUUGACACUGGCAUGUACGUAGUAGGUAUCCAGUGGAACCACAUCGGCAGCGUGUUGGCCGUGGCGGGCUCUCAGAAGGUGGUCAUGCAGGAUAAAGAUGUAAACACUGUGCAGUUUUACACUCCAUUUGGUGAGCAUCUGGGUACUUUGAAAGUUCCUGGAAAGCAAAUGUCUGGACUGUCUUGGGAGGGAGGUGGACUGAAAAUUGCACUAGCUGUUGAUUCCUUUAUAUAUUUUGCAAAUAUUCGACCUAAUUAUAAGUGGGGUUAUUGCUCAAAUACUGUAGUUUAUGCAUAUACCAGACCGGAUCGUCCAGAGUACUGUGUUGUCUUUUGGGAUACAAAAAACAAUGAGAAAUAUGUUAAAUAUGUGAAGAGUCUCAUUUCUAUUACUACCUGUGGUGAUUUCUGCAUUUUGGCUACAAAGGCUGAUGAAAAUCAUCCUCAGGAGGAGAACGAGAUGGAGACAUUUGGUGCAAUGUUUGUGUUAGUUCUUUGUAAUUCUAUUGGCACACCCUUGGAUCCCAAAUACAUUGAUAUCGUACCAUUAUUUGUUGCAAUGACCAAAACCCAUGUGAUAGCAGCUUCAAAAGAAGCAUUUUAUAUCUGGCAAUAUCGUGUGGCAAAGAAGCUCACAGCAUUGGAAAUUAAUCAGAUCACGCGGUCUCGAAAAGAAGGGAGAGAAAGAAUUUAUCAUGUUGAUGAUACUCCUAUUGGAUCAGUGGAUGGGGUGCUUGAUUAUAGUAAAGCUAUUCAAGGCACAAGGGAUCCAAUUUGUGCUAUAACUGCAUCUGAUAAGAUAUUGAUUGUGGGUCGUGAAUCUGGCACCAUUCAGAGAUACAGUCUUCCUAACGUUGGUUUGAUUCAAAAAUAUUCCCUUAAUUGUCGAGCCUACCAGUUAUCCUUGAAUUGCAAUUCUAGUCGUCUUGCUGUCAUAGACAUCUCAGGAAUUCUAACUUUCUUUGACUUGGAUGCUCGAGUAACAGACAGUACAGGACAGCAAGUAAUUGGCGAGUUGUUAAACUUGGAGCGAAAAGAUGUCUGGGAUAUGAAGUGGGCCAAAGAUAAUCCUGAUUUGUUUGCCAUGAUGGAGAAGACAAGAAUGUAUGUUUUCAGAAACUUGGAUCCUGAGGAACCCAUUCAGACCUCUGGAUAUAUUUGUAACUUUGAGAAUUUAGAAAUUAAAUCUGUUCUUUUGGAUGAGAUAUUAAAGAAUCCAGAACAUCCAAACAAAGAUUAUCUAAUUAACUUUGAGAUUCGGUCCUUGCGAGACAGUCGAGCACUGAUUGAGAAGGUUGGAAUUGAAGAUGCAUCUCAAUUCAUAGAGGACAAUCCACACCCCCGACUUUGGCACCUACUGGCUGAAGCAGCUCUUCAGAAACUGGACCUGUACACUGCAGAGCAAGCAUUUGUACGCUGCAAAGAUUAUCAAGGCAUUAAGUUUGUGAAGCGCUUGAGCAAUCUACAGAGUGACUCAAUGAAGCAGGCUGAAGUUGUUGCCUACUUUGGCAGGUUUGAGGAGGCUGAAAGAAUGUAUCUUGAUAUGGACAGAAGAGAUCUUGCUAUUGGCCUCCGGCUGAAAUUGGGAGAUUGGUUUAGAGUACUCCAGCUCUUGAAAACUGGAUCUGGUGAUGCAGAUGACAGUCUCCUUGAACAAGCCCACAAUGCCAUUGGAGACUACUUUGCUGAUCGACAAAAGUGGUUGAAUGCUGUACAAUAUUAUGUACAAGGCCGGAACCAGGCACGCUUAGCUGAAUGUUAUUUUAUGUUAGAAGAUUAUGAGGGAUUAGAGAAUCUUGCCAGCUCACUUCCAGAAAACCACAAAUUGCUUCCAGAAAUAGCACAAAUGUUUGUGAAAGUUGGAAUGUGUGAACAAGCAGUGACUGCAUAUUUGAAAUGUAAUCAACCAAAGGCAGCUGUAGAUACCUGUGUACAUCUCAACCAAUGGAACAAAGCUGUUGAAUUGGCUAAAAAUCAUAGUAUGAAAGAAAUUGGAUCUCUGUUAGCUAGGUAUGCAUCUCAUUUGCUGGAAAAGAAUAAAAUUCUUGAUGCCAUAGAACUUUAUCGGAAAGCCAAUUACUUUUUUGAUGCUGCUAAACUCAUGUUUAAGAUUGCAGAUGAAGAGGCAAAGAAAAGAACUAAACCUUUACGUGUUAAGAAGCUCUAUGUACUCUCAGCCUUACUUAUAGAGCAAUACCAUGAACAAAUGAAAAAUGCCCAACGAGGAAAAGUUAAAGGAAAGAGUUCAGAGGCCACUUCUGCUUUGGCUGGUUUGCUGGAAGAGGAAGUUCUGUCUACAACUAGUCGCUUCACAGAUAACGCAUGGCGAGGGGCUGAGGCUUACCACUUCUUUAUACUUGCACAGAGGCAGCUCUAUGAGGGAUAUGUUGACACUGCAUUGAAGACAGCUCUUCACCUGAGAGACUAUGAAGACAUUAUCCCUGCUGUUGAGAUCUACUCUCUGUUAGCACUCUGUGCAUGUGCCAGCAGAGCUUUUGGUACUUGUUCCAAAGCAUUCAUUAAACUCGAAUCUUUAGACACCCUCAGUACAGAACAGAAACAGCAAUAUGAAGACCUUGCUCUAGAAAUCUUCACCAAACAUACUCCAAAAGAUAACAGAAAAUCUGAAUUGGAUAGCCUUCUGGAAGGUGGAGAAGGAAAACUGCCAACAUGCGUUGCCACAGGGAGCCCAAUCACUGAGUAUCAGUUCUGGAUGUGCAGUGUGUGCAAGCACUGUGUUCUUGCUCAGGAAAUUAGUAACUACAACUUCUGUCCCUUAUGCCACAGUUCAGUGGCAUAAAGGAGUGAUGAUCUGUAUAUAAUUGUAAAAUAUAUGUAGCACAUAUAUACAUAGCUAGAACUGUAUAUGUAAUAUUGGUUUUUCUAAGUUUUAUAUGAAAAUCAAGCUCACCAUCUUAUAGUUGUAUUUCUACACAAAAUAUAUAUUAUAAUAAAAUAAUUAAUAUUUGUGUGGAAAUUCAACUAUGCAAUAAAAGGCUGUUUUUCAUAUGAAACUUAUCAAAAUCAACCUUAUUUUCUGUCUGUCUUUUAUCUAUCUUGUGGUUGUUUACAAGACAGCAUGGAAAUAUUCCAAAUAAGAAAUGUUUUUCUCAGAGUGUCAAGGAUCCUAAUUCAUUAAAAAUUCUUGAGGGAGGGGUGGGAGAUGGGGGAAGUAUGGGAGUGGAGCAAAGAUCAAUUUAGAGAAUUGACAUAACUUUUACUAGGAGGCUAAACAAUUGUAAUACUGAAAUGAGCUCUCUUUCUAGUGGUAUUUACUUUAAGUAAGUAAGUAUUGAAUGUUAUCUAUAUUUUAUUUCCAAAAGUGAAGUGAUGGCAUUUUAAGACAAUUUUCACAGUUUGAAUUGUUUCUAAUAUCCUAUUCUUCAUCUUUUUCAAAAUCUACCCUUUUAGUCUCAUUCAAAGGAUAGCAUUUGGCAUUUACUGUUUCAUGCCUUUGUGUAGAAAACUUGGCUUUAUCUAUAAUGAUAAGAAUUUAUACAAAAAUAUUCACUUAUAGUUUUGCUGAAACAUUGUCACCAAGCUGGACCCUUCAUUUAGAUAACUCUCUUGUUAUAGGGAGUGAUUCUUUCUUGACAUAUAUGUGUUUUGAUUUAUUAUUAUUAAUUUAAAAGAGAAAAAUUAUGAUCAGUAAUGAUAAUUUCUUACCUCUUUUAUAUAGCUAAUAACAUUCUCUGUUUAUUUCUCAUGGGCUCCCAUUUUGUGGCUCAAGACCAGACUUUAGCGCUAUUUCAUUAAGAUGAUUUUCUGAAGUUUGGCUGAUGUUUAGUAGAGGCAAUAAAUGGAAAGAAAUAUUAAACUUUGUUAUUGCAGCUAUGAUACUUAGAUUAGUUCACUCUCUCAAUGUGACAUGUUUUUGGUCCUGUGGAGACAAUUUAAACCUGUUACAGUUUGAGAAGUGAGCUGUAAGGACAGAUUUAGAGCCUAGGUGAACUUAGGAUAGAUAGUGGGCUCAAGUGCCUAAAUAAAUGGGAGGAACAGAAGUCUUUGAAGUCUCUGUCUCUGUUCAUGUGCCUUGUGGACAAUGACAUUGGUACGAUGGUAGCCUCCAAAUACGCUACCAAGCAAGCUGUUCCAGAGAGGCUUACAUGGAUCAGAGAGGCUUACAAACCAAAUGAGGAUGUUCAAAAUCAAUUUGGUUUUUAAAUCAAUUUGGAAUGCACAGUGAGGAACAAGGAGAAAGUGAUGGGGUAGAUUAACACUGUUAGGAUAGGGUAGAAAUUAAAAAAAAAUAGAAAGAAGAAGAAAAACAUAUAUAAACAUAUAAAAUCAGUGUGCAGUCAGAGGGUUACACUAAAAGAAGAAAGCAAAAUAAAAGAAACAAACAAACAAAAGAUAAAAAGAAGGCUAGGGUGCCAGUGGAUUAGAAAGACCAUAGUACCUGACUCCUGGGUUAGAUAAUGUUCUCAUGUCCUGACUCCCACUCUGUCACUUCAGCUUUCCACUGAUAGUGGGAUUAUGAAGAGGACCAGGGUUGAGGUUUGAGCCAGGGGACGCAAUCAGAUGAACCGUGCCUGAGGCCAGCGAUACACACUUGCUCUAUAGAAGGGGCUCAGGGGCAAGUACACUUGGCCAUAGCUGUAGCUUGCCAGUUAGUGUGCUAAGCAGUCAUGAAUUUUACUGUAGAGGACAGGCCAGAAUAAGUCACCAAUGAGUAAUUGAAUAAAGACCUUACACAUAUUGAGGGCUUUAUAUGUCUCAUGCAUACUUACUGUAUCGUGAAUAUUUAGGAUCUUUGUUGCUCUUCAUACUUUUAGUGCUUCAUGAAUAUUUGGUAUCUCUUGUUCUGUCCUCUUCUAUCUUUGGUCACACAUAUAUGCUCUACUUUGUCUAAUAUGUCUCAUAAGUUACUAACUUCUCUAAAUUUAACACAAUGAAUUUCAUCUAUUUCAUUUGUUUUCUUCUAUACCAGAAUGGAAUAUUUCCCCAAAUCAAAAAGUCACAUCCUAACAAAGAGGUCUAUCUAAGAAAAUAUCUCUCCUAUUGAACUUAUUUACAUCUUUCUAUAGAACUAUCUAUUUUCAGGGAUAAGACUAUUCUCUGCUUAAUCAAUGAAAGAGAAAUUUUCAGGUCUGUAGGGAUAGCACACUUGUUAGCUCUGCCUGUGUGAAAGGUUCCUUCAGGACAGUUUGUUCAGAGUUGUGAUUCUUGGUCCAUGGUUUAAUGCCCGAGUGUCUCUUCUUUCCUUGUCCCUUUACUCUCACAGGAAUUAGCUGAGAACUCAUUAGAUUGUCCUGCUGCUAGCCCUUAUUGUGGCCUGUUGGUUAUAUUCCCAUUUGCUUCAAUUCCAGAAUCACCUGUUGACUUCUCAGACCUCUCCUGACAUAUCUUUGGGGAACUCUCUUUUGGAGCCUUCUUAUUAGUCACUAAGUUCAUGUUGCCUAGGCUCUAGAAUUUUUCCUCCAACUGAUUAUUUCAGAUUGGUCCUGAUUUGCUUGGGAUAUUUCUUGUUAAAUUUUGAUCCAGAAAAAAAAUUAUCUAAAAACAACCUCUGAUACUUUGUAGAACUAAUUAUCAUAUGUGUAUAUGAUGUGUGUGUGUGUGUGUAUACACAUGCAUAUAUGCACACAGAUACAUCUUUUCUACUAUUGUAAAAGCUUAAGACUCUUUGGGAUCUAUAUCUGUGAAAGCUUUAAUGAUCUGCCAUAAUGUCUUGGGGACCUUUGUCUUGAAAUUGGUACUAGAGAAAGAACUCAUAGUAUGAGUUGGUCCACUUGGUUUUAUUAAACAGGAAGGAAAUUUCAAGAUAACAACACUAACAAACUCUCCCCUAUUAAAAGGGACAAAGAGAAGGAAAAUUGACCAUAUAAAACAAAUACUUGGAGAAAAGUUGGAAAGGCAGAAUUAGUAUAUCAAAAAUAGCAUAAUGAAACAGUUAUAUUCUAUUUUUUCAGUAAAUAUGAACUGACUCCCUUUGAGUAAUGCUGAGUUGUUCUUUAUCACAAAACUGCCCUGAAUUAUAUUAUGUUUCAAAGUAGCGUGGUAGGCCAAAGCAUUGAAAUGAUGGAACCGACUGAUAAAGCUUUGACUGAUAAGCAAUGUGCCUAACAAGCAGCAUAGCAUUGUUGACCUGCUAUAAUUCACAAAUGCUAAUUUCAUUAUAAGUUCUUUGGCUAAAAUAUUUGAAAUUAUCUGUCUGUAUUCCAAGAGCUGACAUCUUAGGAUUUAUGUGGCAUUAAGUGAAAAAGUAUAAAAAUAAUAAAUAUUGAAGAAAAAUUGA